This is a messenger RNA of Nanorana parkeri, 486 nucleotides long. It is a transcript of the gene DYNLRB2, whose product is annotated as dynein light chain roadblock-type 2. The transcript has 4 exons. Gene Ontology annotation, molecular function: dynein intermediate chain binding. The coding region runs from base 76 to 366 and encodes 96 amino acids. Gene Ontology annotation, cellular component: centrosome; cytoplasm; cytoplasmic dynein complex. The record is from RefSeq and is a predicted model, not a curated record. NCBI's taxonomy places the organism in Eukaryota, Metazoa, Chordata, Amphibia, Anura, Dicroglossidae. Gene Ontology annotation, biological process: microtubule-based movement.
UUCCUGGGUUUCCAUAGUGACCGGAGACGCGGUUGUUUGUUGUAGUUUCCUGUUGUGUGCGGCGUCUGCAGCAAGAUGUCUGAGGUUGAGGAAACGUUGAAGAGGAUUCAGGCUCAGAAAGGAGUGAUUGGAACUAUAGUAGUGAACUCUGAAGGUAUUCCAAUUCGGACCACUCUAGAUAAUUCCACCACAGUUCAGUAUGCUGGGCUCCUUCACCAGUUGUCUAUGAAAGCUAGAAGCACGGUACGAGAUAUCGACCCUCAAAAUGAUCUCACAUUCCUGAGGAUUCGUUCAAAGAAGCACGAAAUUAUGGUUGCCCCAGACAAAGACUACCUACUAAUCGUCGUCCAGAACCCGUCAGACUGACCAAGGCAAUGGAGCGGUUAUCUGUCUUCAUAAUUUUCCUCCACAGAAAUGUGCAUUUUUCUUAAAUGAGCUCUCUACGCACAUUAUAAUCCGUUUUAUAUUGGGUGUAUCGUUACUGGA